UUCUUUAUGGGAAAUACAUCUUCAGUUACUGUUCAAGUCAAUGAUGACACGCCUAUCCGUAUCGAACUCCCUUUAGAGAAAAAACUUACUGAGAUACGUAAAAUACUUUCUGACAAGCCUGAUAUAAGAAUGGGCCAUAAAGUUGAUUUUAUUGACCUAUCUACCAAAUGUAAUCCAAAAAUACCAUAUGAAAACGAAGAGAAAUAUAAUUUAAGAAAUAUUCUUGGCAAGGAUAAUAGUUUAAAGAUCAGUGGUAAUAUCGAACCAGAUUGGAUAGAGAUUAUAGAAAAUAAUUCUCUUGAAUAUGGAAUAUUUUUUACGAAGGAUGGACCAAAACACGUAGAGGAAAAAAAAGCUUUUAAGAUUUUACGACAUCCCAAGUCUACUUUGCGAAAUCCAAUCACCCUUAAUGAGGAGAAGGCUUGCAAAACGGAAAUCGAUGAAAUUUAUUUAAAAAAUUUAGUUGUAAAGACAAACCUACAUUCUAUUGCAACAAUUGAUGGCUCUUACAUUUCAACAUCUGAGAUCCACAGAAAUAAUGCAAAAUUCGAUAGCUACUGUACAUCAGUAAGAAUAAACGCAGUAUUUAACAUGACCAAAACUGAAAUUGAACCCACAGACGAAUUCGUUUCAGCAGUCGAUGCGGCACUCCGAUCACCAGAUCGAUGUCAAUCUCUUAAACAAGUUACCGAGGAAUUUGGGGAAUAUUGGUGCGAACAAGCUAAAAUUGGUGGAAGCAUUUUAUAUGUUAGUAGAAAAGAAUCGGGGGUUAGGGAGGUAAUUGGUGCUGAAGAACAAAACGCAUCUGCAGCGUUGAAGUUAGCUGAUACUACUGCAAUCGAAGGAAGAAUAGGAACAAACCAAGGAAAAAAGAUUUCGAAUUCACGGGAAAAGGAAUAUUCAUUUAUAAAAAUACGAGGAGGCUCAGAAACAAAAUUUUACGAGGAAGGUUUUGCUGAAUGGCUAAAAUCCCUAAAGAAUUAUGAUAAAUGGCGUGUGGUAGAAUAUUCGGAAACUCAUUCCAUAUUUGACAUUCUUGAUAAAGACAGACAAGCAGAAGUAGCUAAGGGAUUUCAGAAACAAAUUGUUGGUUCCAAAGUGAUAAAUAUAAACUUUGAAAUGGACCUCUCCACACCAAAGCCACACCAAUACUCGUAUGAAUUCCCCAAAAAUAUUGACCUAUCAAAUACACAAAUUUUUAUUACGGAAAUGAAUGACAAUAAAUCCGAUACAAUAUUUGCAUCUCGAGUUCAUUAUUAUGCCCGUAAAGAAACACCAGUAAUUCUAUUGCAUCGACUUGGAAAAUUAAAAAAACAACCAACAAUCCGAAGGUUUUCAGUAAAGUUGGGUUUUAUCUUAAUCGGUACAACAAACAGAUUGAAUCUUAUUGAGCGAAAUUCAUCACAACUAGAAUUCGAAAAUGGCACAGCAUUAAUCACUCCAAAUACAAGUCUUUUGGCCACUUUUGUUUCGAAAUCAAAUGAUAACCCUGAUAAUUCGAAGCAUAUUGCCAGAGCCCAUUUUGUUAAUCAAAACGAUUCCAUUAACGCUUGUGCAUUUUAUUAUAAUCUUGAAAGUAGACAACUGGAUUAUAGGUUAGAAAAUAUGGAGUUUUCGAUCAAUUACAGUAUAAUUUCCGGACAAGAAAAAACCGCUAAAUUUGGCCGAGCUCAAAUAAAGAACAAAUUUAUUAAAUCUAUGAGCAGACGAUUAACUCGUUCAAAAAGAUUCGAAGUUAUAUUUGAUGACUAUCAUAAGUUACAGUUUGUCAAUGAAAGAAAGCCUUGUUUAAAAAACCCGAUUUUUGUUAAUUUGCUCCUAAGGAAAUGUCCAGAAAACUGUCCCCAUGGAGUCUUUAAUAUUACACUUGAUCAUGCGGCAUUUAAGACUAUUAUUGAUAGUUCGGGUUUACAAAGUGCGCAAAUAGCAUAUUUUAGUGUUCAAACUUUUAAGGAUAAUGAAGAGAGAGAGUCUUCACUUUAA
This is a messenger RNA of Ambispora gerdemannii, 1983 nucleotides long. The record is from the annotation of a GenBank genome assembly. NCBI's taxonomy places the organism in Eukaryota, Fungi, Glomeromycota, Glomeromycetes, Archaeosporales, Ambisporaceae.